GGAGCAGCAGCAGCGGCGGGAGGAGCCGGAGUCCGAGCCAGAACCAGAGCUGGAGCUGGAGCAAGAACGCGAGUAGGAGCAGAAGCAGCCGCCGCCUCAACAGCAGCAGCAGCAGUAACCACCUUAGUUAAGCGAUUCGAGGUCCGGAGAGACCAACUUGCCCAGCUCCUCGCCGCUGCAGCCGGGGAAGCAGCCACACUAUUGUCUCUCACCGCCGGGAAAGUGGGGAGCAGCGCCGGCUCGGCCCGCGGGGGAGUCCCGGGCGCCGCACGUGUUCUGGGUCAUGAAACUUAAUCCACAACAAGCUCCGUUAUAUGGUGACUGUGUUGUCACAGUGUUGCUUGCUGAAGAGGAUAAAGUCGAAGAUGAUGUAGUUUUUUACUUGGUGUUUUCUGGCUCCACUCUCCACCACUAUACAAGCACCAGGAAAGUGAAUCCUGAUACCUUGGAGACAAUUGCUCCUGGUCAUGACUGCUGUGAGACAGUGAAGGUUCUGCUCUGUGCUUCCAAAGAGGGACUCCCUGUUUUUGUGGUGGCUGAGGAAGAUUUUCGCUUCAUUCAGGAUGAAGUAUAUGAUGCUGCCCAGUUCCUGGCAACCAGUGCUGGCAACCAACAGGCUCUGAACUUCACCAGGUUUCUGGAUCGAUCAGGACCACCCUCUGGAGAUGUGAACACUCUAGAUGAGAAGGUGGCGCUGGCAUUCCGACACCUCAAACUGCCAGAAGAAUGGAACGUGCUGGGAACAGACCCAACUUUGAACGAUGGUGGCCCACGGGAAACAUUAAUGCAUUUUGCAGUGAGACUGGGACUGCUGAGGUUAACUUGGUUUCUGUUACAGAAGCCAGGUGGAAGAGGAGCUCUCAGCAUCCACAACAGUGAAGGAGAGACUCCCGCCAGCCUGGCUUUAGAACGGGGCUAUCAGAAGCUUCAUCGACUUUUGACAGAGGAGAAUGCUGGAGAACCUGACUCGUGGAGCAGUUUAUCCUAUGAAAUACCUUAUGGGGAUUGCUCUGUGAGACAUCACCGAGAGUUGGACAUUUAUACAUUGACAUCUGAAUCAGAUGAGGAAUCCCUACACCCUAGAGACAGUCGGACAGGACAUAUUUUUAAACUCAGGAACAUCCAGCAGCAGCUUAUGAAAACAAACUUCAGACAGACAGAGGAUCGUAUCCCUUUAAUGAUAACAUCACAGAACCCUCCACCUACUCACAGUGUCCUGGAUGUGGAUGACCAGCAGCAUUCUUCUCCACUGGGACUUGGAGGCAGGGACAACCCUGACCACAAAGGGGACCCAGUUAGUUUGGAUGAAAAGUCAGAUGAUCUUUCAAACCUGACGAGCAAAGGGAAGACAGAUUGUUCCUGUAGAAGGAAAGAUAAAUGCGUGGAGAGAAAAGAGGAAGAGGUGGAGCCAGCACAAUUUGUAGUCUCUGAGAUUGUGUCAGAGAAAGACAGAUGCUUACAGAGUACACCUGCUAGCGUGAAUAACACAGAAGACCUUACAUCCUUUGGAAAUACAAAUGAGGAAACUGGAAUGACAUCUCCUGGAACUGUGUUGGACCAUGAACACAUGAGCAGUGGAGAUGGUGCCACAGGGGAAGUACAUAUCAGUGAGUGGAGCCAAGACGAAAAUGCCCCUGGAGCUGACGGGGUCACCAAUUCAGAAGCAGAGUGCACAACUCCAGAAGCAACAGAGAAAGUGGAAUGUGAUCUCAGAAUUCCUGAGGCCACUCUCCAGAAGAGUCUGUGUGAAAUGCAAGAAAGUAAAACUGAUAGACUUAAUGAGAGCUCCAGUGUCAGCAGAGCUGGAACCCUGGAUGUAGAAAGAAACAGUGGCCCUGUGGAGGAGCCCAGUGUUCCAAAUGGCAUUGACUCUCCAAGUUCCUUAGACAGCAAUGAACAUCUUCAGCCUUCAUCUACAAUUGGUAAAGGAGAAACCAUUACUAAAGAAACUGUGCCAGGAACCGAAACUUCAAGCAGAAGUAGCAAAGAGAACUCAGAUCCUGUAGCAGAGAACCAGGGAGUUGGGGAUCAACACUCCCUUAUCAUUUCAUCUUUAGCAAAAUAUGCCACUGGUCAGGAAGAGGUAUUGGAAGAGUUAGAAAUGGAUUCUUCUUUAACCAGCAUGUGUAAGACAGGCUCACCUUCUGAUUCAACUUUGACCAGCCCAGAAAAAGAGCCAGUUUUGAACCAGACAUCAAAAGGCAGCUCAGCUCAAGACCAAGAUCAGGAAAUUGAAUCAACCAUCUGCUGCACAACGGAAGAGGACGAAUUUAGUUUUGAUUUCGUACGUCAACAGAAUUCAGUGACUCCUCUUGGAGACAUGGAAACAGAGAGCAAGGAUGGCAAACCCAUCCAUUCCAAGGAUGUGAAGGGGAAUUCAUCAAAUUCACCUGCUGAAGUUCAGAUGAAAGAAUCUUGUUUGAGUGAGGGAGUCUCUGAUCCUGAAGGAGAUAACCAGGGAUCUGAAGUUCCCCGUUCUAUAGCAAUUUUAAAUGAAGGUAACCUAACACAGGAUUUAAAACUGGACACCCCUUCACCCCCCAGACAUAAAUCAGUUUCACCUCCUCACCCAGCCUUGCUCGAAGCAAAAGAAAGUUUUAUACUGAAUCAGGCAAUGGCAUCUGAAAAUAAUUUUACUCAGCCAGACAGGCCCUCGAUUGAAUCAGUAACUGAAGAUGAUGCGAUUUCUUUUGUUCCCUCCCGGCAAGAAAAGGGAACAGCAACUCCUGAAACAAAGGCAGAAGAAUAUCUCUGUGGCCCAGCACUAGAGCUCUGUGUGCCCAACAAACUGCCGACAGAAGACAGCUCAGUGAGCCUGCCAUCUUUUCUUCCUGCUCCUGAUUCUCAGCUAAGUAUGGGAAAUUCCAUUUCUGUAGAAGGGGACAGUGGGGUUGAAGGUCUUAGUGACAAGACAGUGGAUGUGUUAGAAUCAGAUUCUUCUGCACCCAGUGAAAGGACAAGUGUUUUACCUGCCGAUUCAGCUUUGUCCAGCAUGGACGAGGAGCCAGUGGGGCCAGAAAGUACUGUAGUUCAGGAACAAGAUAAAGAAAAUGAAGCAGCUGCCUGUUCUGUAACUACAGAUGAUCCACUUUGUUCAAUUUCCUUGCCUAAAGAGGAGACGCCACCUCCUGGAGAAGAGACAUCAGAGCUUGGUGAUCAACCUGUCUUAGACUCAUGUGCUGAGGGCAGAAUACUUAAACACAAUAAUAAUUCAGUGGGCACACCCUCUGCCAUUCUCAAUGCAGAACCUGAACAAAACAAGGAAGUGGCUGCAAAAGUUUCACUGCGAGCUGAGCAAAGCAUAGUUGUACAGUGCCAGGUGCCAUUAGAAGCUGGUUUGUCUGCAGACAGGCAGGGGACGUUUGGCUCUGGAGAGUGCAGCUUGCCAUUGCCGGCAGUGACAAACAAAACCAAAGCUGACCCAGAACAAGAUAGAUCUGAGGCUUGUGACAGGGAAAAGUCAGUGGCUGCAAAAUCUGAAGUAAAAGAGACUCAGUCUAAAAGGGACUUCUCCUCUUGUGAAGAGAGUAGAAAUGUAACUGUGGAUUCCAGAGAGGAGGCUACCCAGGAUCCUUCUGUGUUGGGGACAAAGGAGAUACCUAGGGGCCACCAGGAUGUUCUGGUACAGAAAAACAUGGCAGACCAAGAGAAUGAUAUAAUCUUGGGCCUACCAGGAGCCCCACCAGAAGGUGAGAUCUUGGAGAAGCAAACUGUAAUCACAGAAGUGCUGCCUACUGGUAAGGAGAAAGGGGAGGCAAAUGAAACUGUCCCCAUAGUAAGACAUCUGAAGGAAGUGGAGGUAGACAGUGUAGUACCAAGGGUGUUGCUACAGCCCAUUGCUGAAGAGCUGCUGCCCUGUGAGAACGACGUCACUGGGGACAUGGUGCCCUUGGCAGGUGAGGGCGACACCACCCCUUGUGUGGGCAAAACCAAGGAAACCUUGCCUGAUGGGGAUGGGGCUGAACAAAAGACAAGCUUCCGAGAUGUUCCUUCUCAAAGUCUGCCUAUUCAGGCCGAUGCUUCAGAUUCACUGGAGAGAGAAAACCUGAUAGAGGAAACUGCCAACCAUUUGGUGGAUACUAUUCUUGAAAAAGUGAGAGCUACAGGUGGGGCGCUCGCCGUGGGAGAGGGCGGUAGCCCUCCACAGUGUGAUACUACUAAGCCAAACCCUGUUGCUGAGGAGCUAGAGGAAAGUGCUGCUGCAGAAGGGCCUUGGGUGACUCCAGAAGAUGGACCUGCUAAAGGAGAAUUAGUUGUAAACUCAAAAGUGUGGACAACCAAAAAAGAAGAACGGGAAAAGGUUCCUGGACACUCCCAAGAAUCUGAACCUGUGGCAGAAAUGCCAGACAUGAAAGCAGAAGAUGAAGUGGAUUUUCUGGAUAAUUCCAGGAAGGACUCAAUUUCUGAAGAAAUGGAUGUAGCUAAGCACAAGACAAAGCACACUGUAAAGACUCAGAUGAUAAACCGGGAAAGCUGGUGUACAAUAGAGCCAUGCCCAGAUCCGUCACUGUUGGCUUCCAAACAGAACCCAGAAUGCGAGAACUUCUUGGAAGUUGGACUGGGUGGCAAGUGUGCCUCCUCCCAGGGUGUACUUAAAAGACAAUCUGGCAGUGAUUCUGACCUCUUCCCUUCACCCAGUGAUGAAAUUGAUGACGGCAUUAUCUUUCCAAAGCCUGAAGAGGAGCAAUCAGUCUGUGAUGUCACUGGGUCCAGCUCUUCCACAGAUGACACAGCCUCCCUGGACCGGCACUCUUCCCAUGGCAGUGACAUCUCCCUCCCCCAAAUUCGGAACCUGAACAGGACCAAGGAUCGGCAGAGCCUCGAUGGGUCCUAUAGCCACACGGUAGGAGUUGAAAGACAGGAAAGUGAGAGUGAACCUGCUGGCUCAGGUGAAAUGGAAGAAGAGGAGAUGGAUAGCAUCACCGAAGUGCCCACAAACUGCUCUGUCCUGAGAAACUCUAUGCGUUCUCUGUCCCCUUUCCGGAGACACAGCUGGGGACCAGGGAAAAAUGCCGCCAGUGAUGCUGAGAUGAAUCACCGAAGUUCAAUGCGAGUUCUUGGGGAUGUUGUAAGGAGGCCUCCCAUUCAUAGGAGAAGUAUGAGCUGGUGUCCCUCUGGCGUACAAUACUCUGCUGCCCUGAGUGCUGACUUUAAUUGUAGAAGUUUCAGUUUAGAAGGCCUAUCUGGAGGAGCUGGGGACAGCAGUAAGCCAUCCUCAGCUUUGGAUGCAAGCUCAAAAGAGCUGAGGCAAAGCCCCUUCAGUGGCGAGGAACGUGGUGACUCUUUGGUGUCACUCACUGAAGAGGACCUGGAGGCAGACCAGAGAGAGCACAGCAUGUUUGACCAUAAGCCACACCAGAGAUCCAAGCAACAAGGGUUUAAUUAUUGUACAUCAGCCAUUUCUUCUCCAUUGACAAAAUCCAUCUCCUUAAUGACAAUUAGCCAUCCUGGACUGGACAAGGCCCAGGAGCAGAUACAGCCAGCAAGAAGGAUUUCCUUCUCCGUCAGCAUCUCUCCACUUCUCCUUAAGUCUAAAACUGUCUUUUCUCUUGGCUCUUCUUCCAGUGAUGAAGAGGAGAAGUUGCAUAAUUCACGACCCUUCCACAAUACCAGUGCUAAUUUGACUGAAAGUGUAACUGAACAGGCUUUUAGCUUUGUUCCACAAAGCCCCUCCAAGAAAGAUUUUGAAGAGAAAAGUGGAACAAAAGUCAGUCGCACUUUCAGCUACAUCAAGAAUAAAAUGUCCAGCAGUAAGAAGAGCAGAGAGAAGGAGAAGGACAAAGACAAGAUUAAGGAGAAAGAUAAAGAUUCCAAAGAGAAAGAGAAGGACAAGAAGACGUUGAACGGACAUACAUUUGCUUCCAUCCCUGUUGUGGGGCCAAUCAGUUGCAGCCAGUGUAUGAAAGCUUUCACCAACAAAGAUGCUUAUACAUGUGCAAAUUGUGGUGCUUUUGUCCACAAAGGCUGUAGAGAAAGUCUGGCUUCUUGUGCAAAGGUCAAAAUGAAGCAACCCAAAGGAAGUCUUCAGGCCCAUGACACUUCCUCACUUCCUACAGUUAUUAUGAGGAAUAAACCCUCACAACCCAAAGAACGCCCACGUUCUGCAAUUCUUGUGCCUGAUGAGACCUCUGUGGCCCCAUUGUUCUCUAGCAGGCGGUCGCAGCAGUGUGCCUCACUUUCCAAAAGUGUCUCUAUACAGAAUAUUGCUGGAGUUGGCAAUGAUGAGAGCAUGGCAAACACUUGGAAAUUCCUGUCCCAUUCAACAGACUCUUUAAAUAAAAUCAGCAAGGUCAAUGAGUCCACAGAAUCACUCACUGAUGAGGGAACUGAUAUGAAUGAAGGGCAACUCAUGGGAGAUUUUGAAAUGGAUUCCAAACAGCUGGAGGCAGAAUCCUGGAGCCGGAUAGUAGAUAGCAAGUUUUUGAAACAACAAAAGAAGGAUAUAGUCAAGCGGCAAGAGGUGAUUUAUGAGUUGAUGCAGACAGAAUUACAUCACAUCCGCACUCUGAAGAUCAUGAGUGAUGUGUAUAGCCGAGGAAUGAUGACAGACCUACUCUUUGAGCAGCAAAUGGUGGAAAAGCUGUUCCCAUGUUUGGAUGAACUCCUCAGUAUCCACAGCCAGUUCUUUCAGAAAAUUUUGGAAAGAAAGAAGGAAUCCCUGGUGGAAAAAAGUGAAAAGAAUUUUCUUAUCAAAAGGAUAGGCGAUGUCCUUGUGAAUCAGUUUUCAGGUGAGAAUGCAGAGCGCCUAAAGAAAACAUAUGGCAAAUUCUGUGGUCAGCACAACCAGUCUGUGAACUAUUUCAAAGACCUUCACACUAAGGAUAAGCGCUUUCAGGCCUUUGUAAAGAAGAAGAUGAGCAGUGCAGUUGUUAGGAGGUUGGGUAUCCCAGAAUGCAUUUUACUUGUAACCCAGCGCAUUACCAAAUAUCCAGUUUUGUUACAAAGAAUAUUACAGUGUACCAAAGAAAAUGACUUAGAACAGGAAGAUCUGGCCCAGUCCCUGAGCCUGGUGAAAGAUGUGAUUGGAGCAGUGGACAGCAAAGUUGCAAAUUAUGAAAAGAAAGUCCGUCUCAAUGAGAUUUACACCAAGACAGACAGCAAGUCAAUUAUGAGGAUGAAGAGUGGACAGAUGUUUGCCAAGGAAGAUUUGAAACGAAAAAAGCUUGUUCGAGAUGGGAGUCUCUUCCUGAGGAGUGCAGCAGGGAGGCUGAAAGAAGUUCAGGCAGUUCUACUCACAGACAUUCUGGUUUUCCUUCAAGAAAAAGACCAGAAGUAUGUCUUUGCAUCACUGGACCAGAAAUCAACGGUGAUCUCAUUAAAGAAGUUGAUUGUACGAGAAGUGGCCCAUGAAGAGAAGGGCUUAUUCCUAAUCAGUAUGGGAAUGAAGGAUCCAGAGAUGGUUGAAGUCCACGCCAGCUCUAAGGAGGAACGAAACAGUUGGAUUCAAAUCAUUCAAGAUACUAUCAAUACCCUGAACAGAGAUGAAGAUGAAGGAAUCCCCAGUGAAAAUGAAGAAGAAAAGAAAUUGUUGGAUGCAAAAGCCCGAGAAUUAAAAGAGCAACUCCAACAGAAAGAUCAGCAGAUCUUAACUCUGUUGGAGGAAAAGGAGAUGAUUUUCCGAGACAUGACAGACUGCAGUACACCCUUAUCAGAGGACAGUUCACCGACUCAUGGCUCCAGGGUACUAUUCAGGUCCAACACUGAAGAGGUUCCAAAAGGAGGGCCCAUCAUGAAAAGUGCAAUAAAUGAAGUGGAGAUGCUACAAGGCCUGGUGAGUGGCAGCCUUGGGGGCACACUUGGACAGUCCAUCAGCAGCACCUCAGAGCAAGAAGGAGGAAUAGUUGGCCCAGUUUCUUUACCUCGGAGAGCAGAAACCUUUGGAGGGUUUGACAGCCACCAGAUGAAUGCCUCAAAAGGUGGUGGUGAAAAGGAAGAUGGAGAUGAUGGCCAAGAUCUUCGGAGGACAGAAUCAGACAGUGGUCUAAAAAAGGGUGGAAAUGCUAACGUGGUAUUUGUAUUGAAAAGAAACAGUGAGCAAGUUAUCCAGAGUAUUGUUCAUCUCCAUGAACUUCUUAGCACUCUGCAGGGUGUGGUGUUACAGCAGGAUAGCUACAUUGAGGACCAAAAGUUGAUGCUCAGUGAGAGGGCAAUAACCCGGAGCUCCUCCAGACCGAACUCUCUGAUUGAGCAAGAAAAGCAGAGGAGCCUAGAAAAGCAGCGACAGGAUCUGGCCAGUCUGCAGAAGCAACAGGCUCAGCACCUGGAGGAGAAACGCAGGCGGGAGAAAGAAUGGGAGGCCCGAGAGAAAGAGCUGAUGGAGCGGGAAACACGGUUGACCCAAUGGGAGGAGAAAGUCCAACGGGGGCAGCAGGACCUGGACAAGGACCGAGAAGAGCUCCAGCAGAAGAAAGCAGCAUAUCAGUCUGACCUGGAGCGGCUCCGAGCCGCCCAGAAGCAGCUCGAGAAGGAACAAGAGCAAGUGAAGAGAGAGAUGGAGAGAUUAACCCAAAGGCAGGCGGAGCAUGAUGCUAAUCAGGUUUCACAUCAACACAGUAAAUUGAUGCGGAUCCCAGCCUUCUUCCCCAAUCCUGAAGAACCUUCCCAGCUAACAGCAUCUUCCAUAUCACAAUCAGGGUCUUUGGACUCAGAACUUUCUAUAUCCCCCAAAAGGAACAGCAUCUCCCGGACACAUAAAGACAAAGGUCCGUUCCACUUACUCAGCUCCACCAGCCAGGCAAGUAAAGUAUCAGAGGGGCAGAGCCAAAUCCCGGUCUCCACCUCUGCCUCCACACGCCUCUUUGGUUUAGCAAAGCCAAAGGAAAAGAAGGAGAAGAAGAAGAAGAGCAAGGGAGGCCGUUCUCAGCCAGGUGAUGGCCAUUCACCUGAAGCACCAGCAGAAGGUGAAGAGAUUUUCUGUUGAUGGUUGAAUUUUUUGUUCUACCAAGAUAGAAACUAUUAGAAUCUGACACCAUCAUCACCAGCUCUGCCUUCUCCACUGUUAGCACAUGAGCUUUACACGACGGGAACUUUCCUUCUCUUUGUUGUUAAGAAACACAUGACAGUGCUCUCCUGGAUCCUGGAUUUGAUGGAAAUAAUUAAAUUGAGUAUUGGGGCAGGGAGGGGGACCCAAUCUGUGACUUGUUGAAUACCAAGGGCUUGAGGGUGAAGGGGGUGGGCAGUACUCGGCUCAGGAUGUAAACAGCUAUCACCAGCCCUAGUGUGUGUAGGAGGGUUUACCAGGUCACAAAAUCCUUCCUUGGAUGUUAAAAGUAUGAAAGCAUACAUGUCUCCAAAUUUGUUUUAUCAGGAGAUGACAGCUAAAAAACAGCAUGCCAUUCAGUCCUUGCAGUGUGACCUGUAUGUAUGUACACAUGUACGGAUUUCAUGUGUAUACACAUAUAUCUGUAGAGUUGCGCGUAGCAUGUAGAGAGAAGUUGGGUUAGCUUAGCUCAGCCCAAAAGGAAGAUACCUGAUGAUUAUCAGGUAGCAUGUAGAUAUUAAAUAUCUCACCCUUUGGUUGCCCUUUCUCCCCAUUCCUUGCACUCUUCCUUCCUGUUUUGCCUGUAUUUCUUCAUUUUAGGAGGGAGAUCUGAUUAUGGUAUGGAAAGAAAGCCUUAUAUUUGUAAUUGGGUGUAUUGUGCAGCACCUGGAUAUUGACGGUUUGCUGGGAUCCCCAAAGGAUGGUAUUCACCUCUAUCCUUAUAUUCCAGAGGGGCUUAGAAAAAUGAAAACUCAUCAGUUGGCUUUCCAAAAUGUUUGUCUGCACAGAUGGCACAUAGUUAUCACCUACCAAGGGAACACAUCCUGUGUCAGCUUUUAUUUUCUGAGCAAGAAGACAUUUGUUUGUUUGUCACUGAUUAACCAAAUCUGGUUGACAUCUCCUGGAACUAUUCCUGAGAACCUUCCAUGUGAAGUAACUAAUGUUCCUGAUCCUAGUAAGUUUUACUGGACUGGAUGACAGUCCUUUGCUCCAAAAGAGUGUCGUGGCAGCAUUCAAAACCGGCAGCCACUCCCUUGCUCUCUAAGCCUGACUUUUCCAGUGAAGCGUAUUAGCAUCAAAGAUAGGCAUCACCUGUACUGUGGUCCAGCUGUAUGUAUUCAUCUCCCAGCCCCAUGCCACAAGUAUCAGCUGGCUACCAAAGAGCUCCAGGCUCAGGAAGUGAGGACAGACACAUUGGCGUUUGUGAGCCCAUGUUUUGGCAUUUCGUGAAUAAAGAUAAGAAAGGGGCUGAUAGAAAACGAAGAAAAAAUAUGGUUUCUGAACUCAGUGUUGAGCAGAGUUCUUCAGGAGACCUUAGUGGAUUUUGAAUUGUUGAGAACAAAAAAGAAAGAAGGAAAAGAAGGUAGAGGACAAUUCAAUGGCUACUGUCUCCUUACUGUUUUGGAGCAAGUAAUCAUCCCUGAUGCUUUUUUUUUUCUCUACUAUGUUUUGAUUUGUGUUUGCUUGAAGCUUUCCCACUAGCUGUUCCCUUGAGAACAGCUCAUUGGCUGUUUUUUUUUUCUUUUUUUUCCCCCUCCAAAUCAACCACAAUAGUAGCCUUUGAAGGCUUCACAUACAGUAUGUGGUCCUCACAGUACAGGAGGACUGCAAAAUAUUCUGUUCUUCAAGUGAGGUCCUUGACACCCAUUUCCCAUCAGGAGCAUGGGGGCUUUGAAAGUACUUUUUUUUUCUUUUUCUUUUUUAAACAAAACUAUUACUUGGUGCUUGUUAAUGAGUUGCAAGCUGGCCUUGCAGAUUGGAGAUAUUUAUCUUUCUGUUUUUUUGAAAGAAGUCUGGUUUAAAAAAAUUUUAGUUUAGUUUUAUUUAUUUUUAUUUUUUUUAAGGAUAUACAUAAUAUCCCAAUGGUUAGAACUCUGUCUCACUAAUGCAAAAAGUGAGAUGGUACCACUUCUCACUCCUCAGUGUGCUACUUAAAAUGAGUAAAUCUUUCACCUGGGGCUGCCUUUAAGGCGGAGUAACUCUGGAAGAUGAAAAUGAAGAGGGAAAAGGAAAGAAUUGUACUCCUUUUUUUCUCCCUUCCCAUCUCUCCCUUCUUCAUUUCUAGACAAAGAGAAAAAGGACUAUCUCGUUUCUUGGGUUAAGAAUUCAAGAAACUUGCCACCUCUUAACUCUAUUUCUUCCCUUUGCCUUCUUGUGCUUUCCUACCUUUCUGACACAGGGAUAUAAAAUCAGAUCUGUUCUGUGAUUCUUCAGCAAGAAUUCACCAAAACAAAAAUACAGAAAGCAGAGUACUUACUGCAUUCCCCAUGCACCCUUAGAUUAAAGAAUGUUUGUUAAGGGGAGACUUUGAGCGCCUACAAAGUGGAAACAAAGUAACCCGUAUCAAAUCCACUAUUACAGAACUUUUUUUUUCCAUGCUAGCUAAAUGGGUCCAGCCGUUUCCUUAGCAUCCCAUGCCCCACAGUGUCUUGAUCUCCCAUAAAUAGGAUAGCAUGGUCUUAGAAGGACAGAAGAAUGAAAAGAACUCAGUUCUCAGCUAGGCGGCUUCAGCCCCAAUGUAAAUACAACUACAGUAUGUGCAAUAUUGAAAUGAAAUUGACAUUUCUAUAGCUCCUCUGUAUCAAAAUGUGUAUAGUAAGCUGUCCGUAUGCCUCUUCUUCCCCCCCCCCCAUACUCCUCAAGGCAGAUCUGGGUUUAAAAGAGAAAAAAGUGUUAGUACUGAUAAAAUUUCUCUUCACAAACGGACUGUUCUAAACAGAAACACAUUUAAAUAAUUAUACAUUGCUGCACAAUUUGAUCUAGUUUGAUUUGAAAGUCCCCAUUAAGUUGUAAUAUUUUGUUUAUUUCUUUUAUUUGGGAAAUGGGGACUUUUUUUUUAACUUAAAACCACUGAUUUGGUUCUUAUUAGACAAAUUUAGAACCAGGACACAGGUAGCUAGUCCCCCUGCACUUUACCCAGAACUACCCAACUUAUGCAUGAUUCUAAUUACUGUGUUAAGGGAAGUCCACUUUUCCAGAAUGUCCACUUCUGUGUGCCUUUGUUAGCUCUUAGCCCCUUUGAAAUGGAACUCUCAGUGUAGUUUCACUCUGAGUUUAGGGAAUUAACUUGCUGCUUAUGCUUUUUACUUGGUGUGAAAUUCACCUUGAGAUCUGAUCCUGGUAACUAAAAAAUGGAGGGAAGUUGGACUGAUGCCAUCUGGCUUCCUGUACUGUGACAAGGUUUAGUUUUUAUGGUUACUUGGUUUUUGGGUUCUGCAGUUUUCCUUGCCCCUGGUAUAGGAUGAUAUACUUCCCUGCCAGGACAAAGCAAAGAUGCCGAAGUGGGGAUUGGUUAUCAGAUUAUCAGAGUAUUUGGGGUAGUGACCUUACAGAUAAUAGUGCCUACCUAGUUUUCCAGAAUCAAGUGGAUUUCAUGGAAUCAGGUUUCACGUUCAGUUAAAUAUUAAAUUAUCAUCUCGGUAAUUUUUAUCACAGUUUAUAAUGCCAUAUGCACUUUAAAAUCUCUUGUCAGUAGCUUGAUUAUGAGACAAUCAAAUUUAUAAUCAUUUUUUCUUUGAAAUUGAGGUUAGGAACUGCCAAAGCCAGAAAUGCUGCAGACAAUUCAACAUUGCCAACACUUUUACUCCUCUCUGCCCCUGAGGUGAGCUUGUGGGGACAGAGUCAUUCUCAAAAAAACAUUCACUGUUUGAGUCCAAAGGAAAGAAGAGGUUAAACUAUAUACCUUUUGUCUUCCAUGUCUUGGGGUAAUACCACUGACAAGUUAUCCCUUUGAUAACUGUCCUUUCUCCCCACCCCUGUAUCCUCUCCCCUGCCCCCAAUCCGUGAUCCUUUUCAGGAGUUCAGUGUAGUAUUAAAGAGAGGUAUAAAGGCCCGGUAUUUCUUGUUUGUUAUUAAAAUUAAAUCAGUGCCCCAUCAAACGAGUUAAGAGUUAAGACUGAUGAUCUGCGAACACAUUCUUUGCUCCUGGUAUUAUUACCUGUACAAGUACUUUGUAUCUAUCUCCUUUUAGAUAAUGGCCCUUCUGAUUCCUACUCUUGCCUCCCAAGGAUUUGUAAUGUGUGUUACAGCAGAAACUAUCAAACAGGUGAACAAAGAGAAAGGCAGUCAGAUUGAGAAGGGGGCACUUAGGCCCCCUAAAAAGCUAUCUUUAAUCCCCCAAACACUUUGCUUUUUCUAGUAGAUGAAGGUGACAAGUCCAGACCUAACCAUAAUACUGCAGAGCACAUGGUGGAAAGAUGACAGGAGGAGACCAAAUGGUUGGAGGAAGGAGAAACUCUUAGAAUUGUAUUUUAUUCUCUAGUGAGCUUCAGUAACCUUUCUGCAUUCCUAUGUAACAAAAAGCCACCUUCCAAAAAAGAGAUUUUCGCCAAGGCAAAAUUCCAUACAUUGUGCCAGUGAGAAAUAGUUUUUUCAGACUGUAUGGUCCUGACCUUCUAAAUCUUAGGAGUCCUUGAAAUCUGGAAACACAUAAAUAAUCGUUCAGAUUAGACUGUUUUGACAUAAAGGAAGAUGUUGGGUGAUAGUAAGUGCGGGAGGUAUGAGGUUUCUUUAAUUAGCAGGGCCAUUUUGUAAUCUGUUGUAGAAUUUGAUAAAAUACACCAUUUCUCAAUGAGUUAUUUCAAAGGCUGCACAUUUGCUGUGAUUCAUGUUUGUACACGGAAAGGAUAGUAAGGUGUUUGUUUCAGGGUUUUUGUCUUGUUUUUUUAAUGUAGUGUAACAUUCCUAGUUAACCAGAGCUCUGGAAUCUUCCACCUGCUGGCCAGGUUUAUAAAAUUAAAAAAAAACCCAAUGUGCUGCCUUUAAAUUAAAAAAAAAAAACACUUUUCCAAGUGCUGAUCUUAUUUCACUUGCUAGAACAACAGGCCAUGAUUCCUUCUUUCCCUAUCAAAGUAGCUAAGUUUAGGGACAGGCAAACUGAACUGGCUGAUAACCUCUCUAGCUGUAGAAAAAUUAGAGGCCUUGUAUAGAAAAGUGAAUACUGAAAACCAUCCCAUAAAAUGCAUUUUCCAUCAUCUUCCACUUACGGUUGUCUAGAGAGAGGCCCAACACCUACAUCAAUUUGUGCCUUAAAAAUGCAUAAAAUUCUUUCAUUCCUAGCUCUUGGGCCCAAUUUUAAUCUUUUUGUUAUAGGUAGGCACUGUGUGGUAAUAGGUAGGUACACCAUACCAAGAUGCUAUGUGGUAGUGACUUCCACUAUUCUCUGCCUUUUUUAAAACUAUGUAAUGGUGGUUAUUGAGCACUGACAAAGGGAUAUGUCCAGUUCAGUUUGUCUGUGGUUAAAGUUUAGCCUUGUGGUUUCCUGUUUUCUCUUACUGAUAUGGAGUGCACUAGCAUACGCCACCGAAUGUUCAAGAGGAUAGCUGUAAUACACCUCAUACCUCUGCUUUCAGUUUAUUUUUUUGUAAUGCUUGUAUAAGCAUUUACCUUACUAGAUUCUAUUAAAAAAAUGGGUUAAAACCCACUUGCUGUAUGUUAAUUUGUAAUUAUUGUAAAGUAAAAGCAGUAAAAAAUGUAAAGUUUUUGGGUUUUUUUUUCCAGUGUGUCUUCUGGGAGUUUGCCUCAGCACACUGACUUUGUAACAAGCUUUUAUUUAUCUUCCUUUCUAGUUAUCGGCUUAAAAAUUCUUGUAAAGUUCCCCCUUCCCCACCUCGAAAAUAAAUAAAUAAAAAUUUUCUUUUGAGUCUA
Molecule: messenger RNA, 14626 nt
Organism: Phascolarctos cinereus (koala)
Lineage: Eukaryota; Metazoa; Chordata; Mammalia; Diprotodontia; Phascolarctidae
Gene: AKAP13
Product: A-kinase anchoring protein 13
Biological process (GO): positive regulation of canonical NF-kappaB signal transduction; adrenergic receptor signaling pathway; regulation of Rho protein signal transduction
Cellular component (GO): membrane; actin cytoskeleton
Molecular function (GO): guanyl-nucleotide exchange factor activity; MAP kinase scaffold activity
Source: RefSeq, a predicted model, not a curated record